AUGAAAACUUCUUCCACUUCCUCUACUUCUUCUACUUCCACUUCUUCUACUUCUUCCCUUUUAAAUCAACAACCAACACAAGAUACACAUAAAUUAAAUAAUAAAAAUUUUAAAACGAAUCAAAGGAAAAAAAUUGAAGAAGAGUUGAUCGAGCAUAAUAAACUAAAUAACAUGUUAAAAGAUAUAUCCAAAAAGUAUGAACAUAAAAUUCAAAUUAAACAAGAAUCAAUUGUUACCAUUGAAAAGGUUGUCCAAUCAUUUGUAAAGGUGAUUUUAAAGAAAACAAACAUUGAUAAUAACACUUUGCAAAUCACUGAAAUUUAUAAAACUUUAAUCGACUUAGAUUUAGAAUUUUUGUUACCAAUUCGUGGUGUUACAAUAAAAUCAAAUACAAGAAAACCAUCAAUGAAUAAAUUUCUUUUAGCAGAUAGUGAUAAAAAUUUUGAGGAGAAACCUCAACAACAACAACGACAGCAACAACAACAACAACAACAACCACAACUGCUGCAACAACUGCAACAACGACAACAACAACAACAACAACAACAACAACAACAACAACAACAACAACAACAACAACAACAACAACAACAACAACUGCAAAUGCAAAUACAACAACAUCAACAUCGACAAAUGCAAAUACAACAACAACAUCGACAAAUGCAACUACAUCAACAAAUGCAACAACAACAACAACUACAACAACUACAACAACAACAACAACAACAACAACAACAACAACAACAACAACAACAACAACAACAACAACAACAACAGAUGCAAAUACAACUGCAAUUACAACAUCAACCUCUAAACCACCAAUAUUAUAAUCUCCAAAUGCAACAAAGUUGUGAACAAAAUAAUAUCAUUAAUAGUUUUAAUGAUUAUAAUAAUAUCAAUAACAAUAACAAUAAUAACAAUAAUAAUAAUAAUAAUAAUAAUAAUAAUAAUAAUAAUAAUAAUAAUAAUAAUAAUAAUAAUAAUAAUAAUAAUAAUAAUAAUAAUGAUAACCAACCUACACCAUCUAUAUAUAAUCAAGAUAAUAUAAACAAUAGUUUUAAUAAUAUAAUAUUUAACACUGAAAAUAACUUUUUCGAAUUGGAAGACAAUUUCAACCCUGAAAAUUUUUUGGAAUUCGAAAAUAUUUAA
Dictyostelium discoideum AX4 is the source of this 1149-nucleotide messenger RNA. RefSeq lists its product as hypothetical. The transcript is spliced from 2 exons. Bases 1 to 1149 code for a protein of 382 amino acids. Lineage: Eukaryota; Evosea; Eumycetozoa; Dictyosteliales; Dictyosteliaceae. The record is from RefSeq and is a predicted model, not a curated record.